AUGAGCCGGCCAAUGAUUAAGGAUUAUCGUGCAGCGGACUUCGAGAAGCUUAGCCAGCGGAUCCGCCAGCAUCCGCUGAUGAGGACAACCACAGCGGAGGAGCUGCAAACGCUGCGCACGGCGGAGUAUCGCAAUAAGUGUGUGAUGCGAGCCUCGCUAGAUGACAUUGCAUUGGGUAUAAAUCUCUACAAGCUGCAGCUGGGAGUUGAGCAGCAGUUGCCCAAGCCAAAGGCAGAGCCCGUUGUGAGUUUUGGCAGCGCUAAGCGCAAGUCUGCCAAGCACAUGGCCACGCCUUUCAUUAAGGUGUUGCUACGCAAAACGCCCAUUGAAGUGCUGCUGGAGCGGCACAGCAUGACAGUGCUGGCGGAUACGGAGGAGGGCAAACAGGUGCUGGCGGAUAAUGAGCGCUACGAGCUGCUGCUGGCGGGCACGGAUAAGUCACGACGCACUGUGGAGUCGGAAACCCAAACACAGACUGCCUUGAAGAAGUCACGCUUGGUCAACACCGAGCGCCUGUCCAUAGACCACGUAGGCUGCUAUGUGUCCAAUUUCGAAAUGUUUGACACGUACCAGGACCUAGAGGCAUCCACCAAGAGCGUGCAGGUGCAGGGCGAGCGCAAAAUGGAGGUUACCACCUACAAAGUGGGCGGCGUGGAUCAGUUCAUAGCCAUCAAUAGCCUGCCCAGCUUCAAGCUAGCCCUAAUGCUAACCAUGCGCAUACUGGCCAGCAAUGUCUAUGAGCCGCAGCAGCGACGCUAUCGCAACAUGUCGCCGCCCGAUCCAUUGGCGGAGGAUGUUAAAUUCAAGUACCGCUUGCGUUUGCUUUGGCGUCUAAGUGCGCCCUCAGCGCUGCCCACGGCUCAUCAGGCUGUAACCGCCGUAAGCUUCUGUCCCUGCAAUGGCGACAUUAUGGCCGUGUCCUAUGGCGUUUAUACUUAUAGGCAGUUAGCCAGUCUCCCACGCGCUGGCCACGUCUAUGUAUGGAACAUCAAGAAUCCUGUUAAUCCGGAACGCUGCUAUGACUAUACGGUGCCCGUGGUUACGGUGCAAUUCUCGCCAACUGCGCCCCAGCUGUUGGCCAUUGGUCUGCACAACGGCAACAUUGAGAUACGCGACAUCUCACAGCCAGAGCAGCCGCCCUUGGCCAUUUCUCAGCGCAACAGUUCGCCGCACUUUGAGCCUGUGACCGCUAUCAAGUGGUUGCAACGCAGCCAUGGCAGUGAAGCCUUCUUGGCCAGCUCACAGGCGGGCGCCAUUACCAAGUACAGACUGAUUAAUAGUCCCUAUCUGCUGGGCUUUGAGCAUCAGCGUCUGCAGCGCGCCGAGGCCGAGCUGGAGGGCAUUGAGCUGCAGCGAUCUGCACAGCCGACGCCACUGCUGGCCAAUCGUCAUCCACAGUGCUUGGAGCUGCUGCUGGAUCCGUUGCAGGCGGAUAUGUAUUAUGUGCUCACGGACGAAGGCACGCUCUACAAAUGCUCCACCAACUAUCCGCAGCAUCAUCUAGAGUUGCGUCAGGUGCAUGAGACAGCCGCUGUCUGCAUGGAAUUCUCGCCUUGGUCACCCAAGCUAUAUCUGACCUGUGGCAGCGAUUGGUGCAUUCACAUCUGGAUGACGGGCCUGUCGCUGCCACUCAUCACGCUUCGUCAUCAUCUGGCGCCCGUGCACUGCGCCCGCUGGAGUCGCACGCACUCUACUAUUUUGGUCUCCCUUACCCACAGCACUGUGGACAUUUGGGAUUUGCGAAACAGCACGCUCAAGCCUGUCUCCUCGACCACCAUUGAUGCUAAGAUUAGCUACACCACCUUUCGUUUUACGCAUUGUGGCCGUUGCCUGGCUGUGGGCAAUGAGGCGGGUCAUUUGCUCAUGUUAUCCUUUGAGGACAUGCCUUUCUCCCCACACUUUCAAUACAGACAGCUGAAACGUGCGCUCUUUAAGGCUCUGGCACUCUAUCCAGAGCUGAGUGAACAGGUAAAGAGUGUGGGGUAUUUUGGUUAUCCGGGUGGUGACAAUAAAAUAACACCACAAUAA
Molecule: messenger RNA, 2028 nt
Organism: Drosophila busckii
Lineage: Eukaryota; Metazoa; Arthropoda; Insecta; Diptera; Drosophilidae
Product: WD repeat-containing protein 78
Exons: 4
Coding region: 1-2028 (675 amino acids)
Biological process (GO): cilium movement
Cellular component (GO): axonemal dynein complex
Molecular function (GO): dynein heavy chain binding; dynein light chain binding
Source: RefSeq, a predicted model, not a curated record